AUGACUUCUAUACAGAGCAAGGUAGACGCCGUCAAGGCGGCGGUUACCUCGACCACAACAUGUACAUCAGCAACAUCGGUGAUGCUGAAAGAGCUCCUCGCGACAGAAAUCGAAACAUCCUCAACAACAACAAAGUCCACGUCUCGAGCCACGAAGCCACCAACAGCAGCAAAGGGCAAGACCGCUGGCACAACACGAGCAGGCGCGACAGCCAGCAAGAAAGAUGAAUUGAGCCCGAAGGAUAAGGCUGCCCUCGCGGCGCAUAUCAUCAAUUUCGCGCUGAAGUCCCUUACCGAGGCUUCCAAGCCUGCACCACCACCUGCGCCCACAACACCAUGCCGACGACAAGUCUCGGGCGAUGACCUCCGGAAAAGCCCGAUUCGACGACAGCUACGACGGUCCAAUUCGAUGCCGAUGACUCCUAUGCAGUCACGUCCGCUGAACAGAACCUCCACGACUCCCAUGACUGCAGCCAAGCAAGCACCAAAGCCGGUCACGACAUCAACACCGCCGACAGCCUGCCUCGCGACAGUUGAAUGUCUGAGAACUGCGUUCACGUGCUUGAGAGCUCUUCUGGCUUCUGGCGCAGUAGCGUUUCCGGAUUUGCAGCUGGAGAGCGGCAUGUCCUCCUUUGUUGCCAAACUUGUCGGCCUAGGCCUCCACGAACACGCAUUGAAGGAGCUAAACAUUCUGAAGCGACGACUCGAAGCGUUGGGUACAUCUACCAAGACGAAGGCGAAGACCACCAAGACGACUACAACCGACGCGAAGGUCAAAGGACUUGCCGAGCUCCUGGACUUUGGUGAUGCCAAGUUCUCAGGUGCGACUGUUGGUAUUGUCGUCUCGACUCAGAUGCAUAUUUUGCGUCUGAUGUCCUUAAACAAGAAAGCCGCAAUAAUCGAGGCAGCCUUGCCGUACUUGAAUCCUACUUAUCCAACUUCUCCGACUCGUCUUCUUCUGGAGUCAGCCAAAGAAUCGGCACAAGCGAAAACGAAGGCUGCACGGCAACUUGAUGUUCUUUCACAGUUGCUACUUUCACUUACUCCAAGCCCCUCGAUGAAGGACGACGACACAGCAACUGAUUCCCGAUUAAGCUGCUCUCCUCCGUCUGCAUUGCAAUUGCAGACAUUCGGACUGGAGGCUCGUUUGCAUUGGUGGCCGAUGGUUGGUCACAAGGCCGACGUCGACGAGAAUAUCACGUCACCACUAUCAAAGUGUAUCACCUCAUUCAUUCGCAGAUCUCAGCACGACCUCCCGGGUUCCUACCGUAGAUCCCUCGACGUCUUCCAGCGCAUCAACAAGCUAGCCAAGAGUCAAAAUCUGGAACCGAAAUUGUCAUCAAAAUCACCUCUCGCGACCAUUUACCAAGCCCUUGGCACCGCCGCUCAGGCUGCUCGUCUUUACAAUGACUCGGCCGAUUGGAUCGCGAAGAUCAACAGUACACUGGACCCUGAGCGCGACUCUGCGGCAAAACGCUGUGCAUCCGCAGCCCAACUCGUGGCGGUAUAUGCCAAGCAAGUGCCUUUACCAGAAGAGUCGCUUGUCAAGGCUCUGACUGAAGUCAUUGAUGGGCUCCAAGGCUCACUCAAGGGCGACUUGUUCGAGCUUCAGGAACUCAUGACGAAUCUAUCUGCUGCCCGCAGGUCGGUCGUUGGGCUACUGGCCGCCAAUAAGCAGGAGACUCCGGACAACAUCAUCGAUCUUCUCAACAAACUGGUCCUUCAGCUUCCUCGAUUCUCUCUUCGAUGGCUUGGAAGAGCACCGGCAAGGGACGCAGAGGCCAAAGAAAAGGUCCGCCACGAUCAAAGAAAACAGUUGUUGCUCGGCUCCAUCACCCAGAUCAUGGAUUCUGCAUUCAUGGUUGCCAAGUCCUAUAUCGACAACAGUAAGAUGACUUGGGAGCUUCUCGACAACCUUCUUCAGGACUGUUUAUGGCUGCUCGAGACCAUGGGCGACACUGGUGCCACCAACUCCAAAAUCGAUGCUGCCAGCUCUCCAUAUACCAAGCUGUCGCAUCUUUACUUUAUGUUCUUCCACUGGUACCGUCGCAACAACGACGCCAAGCUGGUCGACAAGACCCUUCUUCGGUCUCUCAAACGAUCCGUUGACUGUGUCAAAGACAGACCGUCCGAAGAGAAGGAGAAGGCGCAGACAACCGCGAAACUUGAGUACUUCGCAGACCUAUGCAAGCACGCCGACCGCGUCAAGGAUGCCCGCGAUGCCCUCAAAUCCAUUUGCACGAAUAUGGUAGAAGAUGGCGUCUUGGCGUCUGUUGCGAACUCCUUGUCAUCGAACUCGCCUGCUGUUGCCUGGAGCGCCGACGCCAAGACGGAGACGCUGUCGAGAACUUUGAGCGCCAUGGUCAAACUCGAUCAGUCUUGGAACGACUGGACGUUUUUCCUUGCUGACGUUGAGCGGGCUGCAGUGCUAGAGCGCAUCAUUCAGCUGAUUCUCUCCGAUACAUCGAGCGACUCUACAUCCGAUGAUGUAAAGGAACCAGUCACGGAAGCUCUGCUGAGAAUUUACUCAACAGAUCGCUUCCCCAUCCGCCGGCUGCGAACUUUGAUACAACUUCUCACCAUGGCCAUCGGUGAUCAAACACAGUUCCGAGAUCUCAGGGAGCAGGCCGAAGCAACGCUACAAGCAUGCCGCAGCCAGGACCUUGCGGAGGACAGAGGCCUGGUCAACUACCUCGUGGAUCUUGAAGCUGGGCUGGUUUCAACGGUGGCACUUAUGGAGUCGCACUCGGAGUGGCGAGCCAGCGACUUCGACAAGUCAAUUGACUUGUGGCGGUCUAUUGUCAAUGACUGCUCAAGCAAGAACGAUAUUUUGUCUCGGAUUAGCGACACUGAGGGACUUCUCAGACAGCUUGGGGCCAUCGGAGAAUACGCCAGACUUCGCGGCGAGGACGAGUCCCUCCUUUCAAUCCUCGCUCUGUCCUCUGACAUCUCUCAAAAGCUUUCCGACUCGUUCACAGAUCUAUUGCUUCAGUCACACAGCGACCUCGCUGAUCAGUAUAUUCAUUUGGGCUACUCUGACAGAGCUGAAGAGAUUAUCAACAAAGCCAGGGAGUUCAUACAGGCUUCAGGCAGCGACGAUCUUGCGGCGGUCAAUCUCUUCGUUUCAUCCACCGAGCAUCAACUGGCGAAACAGAACGUCGAUGCAGCUCAAAAAUUGUUGCUUCAGGGCCAAGCUGUCUUUGAGAAGUCUUCUUCGAUUCGCCGGAGCACACGAUUGCAAAAAAAACUGUUGGUUGCCAAGGCCGCGGGUCUGCUUUCUCGCAUCAAGUGGGACCAAGGCGAAUACCAACACGCACUGUUGCAUGCGAAGACAAGUGUCCGUAUGCUCUACUCUGACUGGGUUGAUUUGGAAGAUCUCUGGAGAAAAGCGUCAGGCUCAACGCAGAGUUCGACCGAGACUUCGACGGACGGAUGGGUAGCUCGUCGAAUCGAUUGGGCUGAUGGGCCCGAUAGCUGGGCCAUUGCCUGUGGUCUCUUGAGGACAAUGCUGCACCUUUCAUCCGUAUACGCGCACUUGGGGAUGUUCCAAGAGACGAUGUACUACGCCGAAAAGGCCCAUCAACUCGCCAACUCCACGAAUGCCUCGAUUUACAGGGCACAAGCGGCCAGCUGGAUCGGUUCCGUUUGGCUCAAGGCAAGCAAGCUGGAAAAAAGUCUCGGGUACCUCAACGAAGCGAGACAACUCAUGGCUACAUCUGUAAAGCCCACCCGCCAAGCCUUUCAGCUUGCCUGUGAGCUCAGUGCCUCUUUCGGCGAGAUGAAAGAUCACGAGAACGAGAUAUUGCUUCUCGAGCUUGCAGAGGUCACGCUCGGGACAUUGAACAAUAGUGACAGGGGUGUAAUCACCGGGGUCAGCGAUGAUAAAGUUGUGGAUAAGAUGGCAAAGCUCACGCUGAAGGGCGCGACGACGACAACGACAGUUCGAAGAACGCGAGCUACCAAAGCAGCGGUACCUGCGACCAAGACGACCACCAGAGCAGCCGCCAAGACAACGACAACUGCGAGAACGACUAAGCGCACAGCUGCGCCUAAGGCACAAGCUGUAGUGCCAUCCAAGGCGCUCGCUGUCGCGGCCGGCAACCAUGCAUCCGAUCUGAAGGCCUCAAUGUUGAUGUACAAAGCGCUCGUGCACCUAAGCAAGGGCGAGUGGGCUGAAGCAUCAGCAUUACUCGAGGAGGCGAAGCAGAUGUCGAGUAGCCUGAGAGAGUCUCUCCGAGUCCAAAUCAGCGAAGCAACUUGUCUCAUCGAACAAGGCAUCAAGCAGAUGGAGCACGACUCUGUCUUCUCUGUGGUCAAGGAGUCCACAAUCUCAUACCCUUCAAUUCACACGACAUCCGACAAAAGCACCACGGAAAAGUCCUCGCCAAAUGGGCACUCCCCCCGGAAACCGCAAAGCCGUGCUGCUUCUGCAGACCGCAAGGCAACCAAAGACAACGCUACAUUCGUCGACACUCUAGAACAAGCCCAGACGCAGUUGAUGCAGGCGCAAGCGGAAGCUGCAAUUUCUGGAAACGGCCAUCUGGUUCAUCGCAUCUCAGCGUUGCUUCAGAGCACAGGUAUCGUUUUGUCUGCGGCAUCACAAGGCGUUCCUAGAAACAUGGCCAACUUCGGAUACGCAGCCUGCUCCGUUGAGUUUGCGCGAAAUCUGACGUGGAAGCGGGAACAGAAGACUGUGGCAACGGAACAACUUGAUGCCAUCUUCAGCGAUAUGGGUUGGCCAUUGGCUCUUCCAGUCAAAGACGACAGGCGUGCGACGAUCAUUACCGCAGACGACAUGACCAAGUUCCAGCAUGACUACGUCGAUAUCAUCCCCGAACCAUGGAGCGUCUUGUCGAUCUCGCUCAGUGACAACCGCAAAGAUUUGUGCAUCACCAAGUUGCGAGCCGGUCAGAGCCCAUUCGUCCUUCGGCUGCCUCUGGAGCGUGUCGCUUCCAGAGAUGGUGAAGACGAGUUGUUCGAUUUCCAACAUGGCUACGACGAGCUCAUGGACCUCAUCAAUGCUACCAACAAGAGCUGCCAUAAUUCUGGAGAUUACUCCGCUAAAGGGGCGAAGAAAGCGUGGUGGGAUCAGCGUGAUAACUUGGAUGGUAGAUUCAAGGAUCUUCUCGACAACGUCGAGCAAGUCUGGCUUGGCGGGUUCAAGGGUAUCUUCUCCCAACAUCGUCACCGUCCGGAGCUUCUGGCCAAGUUUCAGAAGGCUUUUGCGAAGAUUAUGGACAAGCAUCUGCCCUCACGGAGACAAGUCCGUGGCAAGAAGACUACCAAAGCUCCCAAGGUCGCUCUGGAGCCUCGCAUUCUCGAUCUGUUUAUUGGACUGGGAGACCCUUCGACCGUGGCACCGGACAACGACAUGGACGAGCCUCUGAAUGAUCUUCUCUAUUUCAUUGUGGACAUCCUUCAAUUCCAAGGAGAGAGAAAUGCCUACGAUGAGAUUGACUUCGACUCCAUGGUCGUGGAUACCCUUGAUGCCCUCCAGGCGUACCACAGCGCAGCCAAGACUUCGGAGCCCGAGGAAGGGGCGCACAGCAUUCUGAUUCUCGACAAGGCGCUUCAUGCUUUCCCGUGGGAGUCGCUUCCAUGUAUGGAGGGCCUGGCAUACUCCCGUGUUCCCUCGCUGUCCUGUCUUCGCCGGUUGAUCCUGGAGCAGAGAACGACCCAAAAUGGGGACGCCAGUCAUCACACAGUAUCGCCUGCCGGCGGCACAUACAUCCUCAAUCCCGGCUCCGACCUUAAAAACACCCUCAAGCACUUUGAGAAGCCCAUGACGACUCUUGGCGACUCCUGGACAGGCAUUGUCUCGCGUUGUCCCACGGAAGACGAAUUCGAAGGUGCUCUGAAGAACUCGGAAAUCCUUCUUUACUUCGGACACGGCAGCGGCGCGCAGUACAUCCGCGCCAAGACCAUCAGGAGAUUGGAGAAAUGCAAGGCUGCCGCCCUGCUCAUGGGUUGCAGCUCUGCAUCCCUCGAGAACGUCGGCGAGUACGAGUGUCAUGGCCCUGUCUGGAAUUAUAUGCUCGCCGGGUGUCCCGCCGUCGUGGGCACCCUAUGGGACGUGACAGACAGGGACAUUGAUCGAUACGCUGGCCGAUUGUUCGAGGAGUGGGGUCUUAUGGAGAGAGGCACCUUUGUUGAUGAUGGCAAGCAGAAUAAGGGGAAGGGCAAGGGCAAAGACCUUUUUGCGGACAAGAAGACCAAAGCCAGCAGCAAGAAGAAGGAGGAGAGCACGGAGCGCGCGAGCAACAUGUCGCUCGUUGAGGCGGUUGCGAAGGCGAGGGACGCCUGUAGGUACAGGUACAUCACGGCCGGCGCGGUGUGUGUAUAUGGCAUUCCCGUUUACAUCAGCAAGGACAAGGCCAACGGCGCAUGA
Molecule: messenger RNA, 6387 nt
Organism: Colletotrichum karsti
Lineage: Eukaryota; Fungi; Ascomycota; Sordariomycetes; Glomerellales; Glomerellaceae
Exons: 2
Coding region: 1-6387 (2128 amino acids)
Biological process (GO): proteolysis; meiotic chromosome separation
Cellular component (GO): mitotic spindle pole body; centrosome; nucleus
Molecular function (GO): protein binding; cysteine-type endopeptidase activity
Source: RefSeq, a predicted model, not a curated record